AUGGGGACCUGCACCCGCCGAGGGCCCGCAGGCCCCCCGAGCCUUGCCCGCUGCUCCCUUCAUGAAGUGUCCGGUGCACUGGUGCCCUCCGUGACCUGUGUUCCCCCCGUGCCGUGCCCGGUGUCCCCGCUGUCCCCCGUGGCCUGUGUUCCCCCCGUGCCGUGCCCGGUGUCCUCGCUGUCCCCCGUGGCCUGUGUUCCCCCCGUGCCGUGCCCGGUGUCCCCGCUGUCCCCCGUGGCCUGUGUUUCCCCCGUGCCGUGCCCGGUGUCCCCGCUGUCCCCCGCACCUCGGCGGCUCCGCUGCGCCCGCCCCGCCGCGCCACUUCCGGCCGGCACUCCCCGACCGGCCAAUCACCGUGCGCGUCCGGCCGCAGCCCCAACGGCUCGAGCACAGAGCUUCCCGCCGCGUGCCAGGCGCAGCGAGCCGAGUGCGGCGCGAUCGCUCACGAACCCCGCCCACUCGAGACACACCCACCCACCCCACCCCCCUCCCCGUCCCCUCCCGGCCCUGUCCGGGCCCGCUCCCUGGGCUGCAGCCCGGCCCGGCGCUGACCCCAGCGCUGACCCCGUCCAGCCACCACGAGGUCUCCUGGCUUCCGGCCGUGCCCGCCUGGCCCCGCCGCUUCCCGGCAGCACCGGCCUCGCACACUGGCACAUGGCGGCCCUGCACACCUUCCUGCUGCUUGGGCUGCUCCUUACGGCGCGGGGGCAGAGGGCGGUGCAGAGACGGCGGCCGCCCCCUCCCCAGAGUGCGCUGGAGAAGGUGGCGGCUCAGGAGGGGCUCAGCCUCCACCAGCUCUCAGGGAAGUGGUUCCUGGUCGGCAUGGCCUCCCGCUGCAGCUACCUGGCAGAGCACAGCCACCAGCUGGAGGCCACGAUGGUGACAAUGACUAUCCUGGAUGGGCAGAGCCUGGCCAUCAGCACCUUCAGGAAGCUUGACAGGAUGUGCUGGGAAAUCAGGCAGCAGUACCUUCCCGCCCAGGCUCCCGGACGCUUCCUGCUGAAGGACCAUAGGAAGAGCAGCAAGGUGGAUGUGGUGGUGGGUGAGGCUGACCCCAGCAGUUUUGUCAUCCUCUACUACCAGAAGGGGCGCAACAUCUCUGUCAAGCUCUAUGGACGGAGCAGCCUGGUCAGUGACGCGGUCGUGGACAAGUUCGAGCAGCGCGUCCGGGCUGUGGGUCUGAGUGAGGAUGUGACCUACUACUUCCCCACCUACGGGUUUUGUGACUCUGCAGAUGAGUUUCAUGUCCUGGAUGAAACAAAGCUGUAGGUACAGAUGGAGUUGCCAGGAGGGAUCAGAGCUCAGCCCUCACCUCACCCAGCUGCCCAUGGCCACACAGAUCUGAGCCACACUUUUGUCAGCUCCCACUGUUGCUCCACAGCUCUGGAGCCAGCCCUCGGGCUCCUCAGCCCCUCCAGCUGUGCUGGUAGCUGCAUCUGUCCUUGUCCUGUGUCCCCCAGCUUGUGUCCCCCCUCUGCUCUGUGCCCCACUCUCCUGCAGCAACCAGCAACACCCCAAUAAACACCUCAGAGAAGA
This is a messenger RNA of Prinia subflava (tawny-flanked prinia), 1536 nucleotides long. It is a transcript of the gene C8G, whose product is annotated as complement C8 gamma chain. Lineage: Eukaryota; Metazoa; Chordata; Aves; Passeriformes; Cisticolidae. Gene Ontology annotation, molecular function: complement binding. The coding region runs from base 1 to 1269 and encodes 422 amino acids. Gene Ontology annotation, cellular component: blood microparticle; membrane attack complex; extracellular exosome. The record is from RefSeq and is a predicted model, not a curated record. The transcript is spliced from 8 exons. Gene Ontology annotation, biological process: complement activation.